AGGAACUCACAGAUCCAAUGAUUUGUUUUUAACCCAAUCACUCAAACCACACUUCCACGUCUCUGUUCGUUUUGUUUAAUGUUCAUGCUUUAUGAUAACUUCUUUCUAAACAGCGUUUGUUAUCACUAGGUAACGGAUAGAUUAGGCGGGGUAAACGUAAAAGUAAAUGAAAGUUACUAACAUAAGUACCACCCAUGAACUGUCACUAUAUACGACGGCGCCGCUGGCUGAAUACGCACACGGAUGUAUUUCGAACGCUACGCUACGCAUUGUGGGUAAUGUAGUUAGUAACGUUACAAGUCCAAUCUACGGAAGUUCGUGCGGCAGAAGACGCGCGUCGUGUAGAAACAGUGGUGUUUGUCUGGACGAGUUUCUCUGGGACAUGUUGGGGCAAGUACCGCCAACAAAAUGAAGGGAAAUACUCUCAGGUACUGGAAAAACACUGAAACCACUGUACGUAGGCUAUAUGUAGUCCGUUAGAUAAUAGGUUAUUGUCUUUUUGUUCGGUCAAAGUCGUCACAAUGUUAACUCUCAAACGCGUGGUGUGCGUUGGAGGAACAAUUGCUCCCCUAUGCACCGCCCUCUCUGCGAGCAGUUUCUCUGCUGGCUGUUUCCUAAUAGCCCCAAAGAGGCUCAGUCCGUACAGCUCAGUGGACAGUGAGCGCUACUCGUCUCUCGUGAAGUCUGUCAUGUCGUCCAGGGUCAGUGCCCAAACCCCGGAGACCCUCCAAGCGGAGGACGACCACAUCUAUGGACCUGUUGUCAAAGCUCAAACGCCCUCCUCAAGACCAGAGCCGAGGGUACCCAAAACCCUGCAUCCCUUCUUACACCUUAAAGAGACUGUAGACCCGGAGUACCCAGAGUCAGGACCUCCAGCCCGGAUUUCGUUGAACCGGGCAAGCAGACCUCUCGUGCCGAGUGUGACCCGCAUUCUCCAGCAGACGCUUUCCCCAGAGCAGAUCUUCUACCUGGACAGGUGGAAGAGGAAGAUGAUCGCAGAGCUUGGGGAGGAAGGCUUCAAAGAAUACAGCCAGAAUUUAUUUAGGCAAGGGAAGCUUUUCCAUUCAGCUUUGGAGGACAUCCUGGCGUCAGGUGCAACUUGGAAGAACAGAAAUCCUUCGGAGACUUCAGAGUAUCCACCUGAGGUACAGGGAUACUUGGAGAGCAUCUCUCACAUACUGGAGGAUGUCACGGCCGUGAGAGCCACUGAAAGCACUGUGCAUCACGACACGCUGAACUAUCUAGGAAUUGUGGAUUGCGUUGCCCGCUACAGGGGUGUACUAUGUCUUAUUGACUGGAAGACCUCAGAGAAGCCCAAACCAUUCCUGGGCAACACAUAUGACAACCCGGUUCAGGUGGCAGCCUAUGCUGGUGCUUUGAACAAUGAUGGCAACUACAAAUACCAGGUUGAAAAUGGACUCAUCGUAGUCGCCUACAAGGAUGGCUCCCCUGCCCAUGCUCAUCAGUUGAGCUCAGAGCUGAUGUUGGAGUACUGGAAAACUUGGUUGCUUCGUCUUGAGGAGUUUACAGAACAAAGAUCCAGUCAAGCAUCCCGUGCUUUUGUGCAAAAGAGAUGAGAUGAUUGAAGAAGGGUCUGCAAGUGCAUGUCCAUGAAUCGGGUCAUUU
Anoplopoma fimbria (sablefish) is the source of this 1626-nucleotide messenger RNA. It is a transcript of the gene mgme1, whose product is annotated as mitochondrial genome maintenance exonuclease 1. Lineage: Eukaryota; Metazoa; Chordata; Actinopteri; Perciformes; Anoplopomatidae. The coding region runs from base 522 to 1577 and encodes 351 amino acids. Gene Ontology annotation, biological process: mitochondrial DNA replication. The record is from RefSeq and is a predicted model, not a curated record. The transcript is spliced from 5 exons. Gene Ontology annotation, cellular component: mitochondrion. Gene Ontology annotation, molecular function: single-stranded DNA exodeoxyribonuclease activity.